AAACAACGGUUUAACAGAUCGCUAAUUAAAAAAAAAAAGAAAACAGCUUUGCUACAGCGUCCAGCUACGCCCAACUCAGAGUCCGAGUUCGAGUCAAAGAUUCAUAAACCAUAGCGGAUUCGAAACAAUGCAAAAGGGCAGCGACGAUCAGGAAUUGAACAGUUUGAGAGCUUCAAUUGAGAUAUUGAAGUCAAUUUUAGAUCAACAGAAUCAAAGAAAGGUUAGUCUUCUCAAUGAAUUACAAAAUUUACAAGAGAGAAUUAGAAAGGAAGGUGCUGAUUCCAAAGUGCACCAAUUCGUAUCCCUUUUGGAGAAAUUAAAGACAAUGGAAAGACAAGAAUCUGAAAUUCAGUCUGAUUUUGAUGCAAAACGUUCUUCAUUGGAAGCUAAGGUUAGUGAUUUGGAGGAAAAUUUGGCAAAUGGGUCUGACAGUGAGACGCUCUCUCAUGGUUUAGAUGAUUCCAUAAAUGAAUCAUUGGAGAAGCUUAAUUCAGCAAAGAAGGAACUUGCAGCUAGAUUGAGGGCAAUAGUUUCCGUAAAGCGCCAGCUGGAUGAUGUGCCCUCCCAGUCAGAACUCAUCCAGUACGAACACCGGUUUUCAGAGCUGAAUGCUCAUAUUCAGGAAAAACUUCAACAAACUCGGAAAUUCUAUGCUACCUACAAUGCACUUUUAGAAAUUAAAGAGUUGAUGCUAAAGGAAACAUCCUUGCUGAAUUCCAUAACUUCACAGUUUCAGGAUGCCAUUGCUAGCACUGCUGGUCGCAUGAAAUUACUUGAGUCCAUGGAAGGAAUUGUAAAGGGCAGCCAACAGAAGCUAGAAAAGGUGCAACUGGGACUUCAGGAAGAGCAGAAGGUUUCUGAUGCUCUCAAAGAUAGGUAUACUGCUGCAGUAAUGGAGCAAAGACGCUGCUAUUCUCUCUUAAAAGCUUUUCAGGAGGAAUGUGCAAGGAAUGAGAGACUUCGAAGGCAGACUUCUGCCUAACUUCAAGUUGACAUGUGGAAGCAUCAUUUGUGCAGUCAAAGCCGCAAAUCGUAUGCCUGCUGGAAGUCUAAACGGGAUUAAUUAAGUGAUUAACUUCGGAAAUUGUUGGGUGGAGAUCAAAUUUUCCUCCCCAAUCAAAAGCAAAUUAUCAAGCCUGCCACUGGUAUACAGUUCUCUUGCUUUUCAUAUACAACUGAUGAUUCCACAUUUGUGCUGCAUCAUCUCACCAAAUUCCACACAAACAUUUUUCACAUGAAUUGACACCACAAUGACUGAGAUAUACCAAUUCUCAUUAUUAAAUAGUUUGCUGAUAUUGCUGUUUAGAAUUAUUAGAAAUUGGUAUUUAGGGUGGCGCUAUCACAUCUAUGUGUGAACUGUUAAUAUUACAGUUUUUUUCUUUCUUUGAUAAUGUUAAUAUAAGAGUUAGAAUGACAACCAUAACAUUAUCCCCUUGCAUUUUUUGUCUAACAUCUGACAAGUUGUUCUUAAUGCUAGAUAAGUCAUUAGCUUACUGCAUCAUCGUCAUUGUCAUCGUCGUACUAAUAUUGAAAGCAAAGCAAGCUGGGAUUUUUUUUUUUUUAUUUUUUUUUGCAUAUUUAAGAAUAAGCCACCACCAUCAAGUCUAUCACAAGCAAAUGUUCAAACCAACCUUUACCCAAAGGCAAAUAAAGAAAAGAAUAAAC
Messenger RNA from Durio zibethinus, 1665 nucleotides. RefSeq names its product paramyosin-like protein. The record is from RefSeq and is a predicted model, not a curated record. NCBI's taxonomy places the organism in Eukaryota, Viridiplantae, Streptophyta, Magnoliopsida, Malvales, Malvaceae. Gene Ontology annotation, biological process: Golgi to plasma membrane transport.